Molecule: messenger RNA, 1342 nt
Organism: Triticum dicoccoides
Lineage: Eukaryota; Viridiplantae; Streptophyta; Magnoliopsida; Poales; Poaceae
Product: transcription factor LUX-like
Exons: 5
Coding region: 237-1244 (335 amino acids)
Molecular function (GO): DNA binding; DNA-binding transcription factor activity
Source: RefSeq, a predicted model, not a curated record
UCAUCCCUUGCUAUAUCGUCUCGCACACGCCAGCUUAAAUUCCCAUAUGCAUCUUGACAAACCUUUCUAGAUAGAUAGACAGAUAGAAUUGAGCCGUGACCUCACCCUUAAUUUGGCCCCUCUCUCUUUCUCCACACGACUGAUCACUGCGAUAUCACCACUGACGAGAUGGAGGCAGCGGCACCAAGGUCCUCGUCAACUAGCUACUAGAUCGUCCGGUCAUCCGUUGAUCUCCCAUGGAGGCGAGCAAGGGAAGCGAUGGGAGCUCGGGCGCCUCGGCGAGCAACGAUGACAGCACGGUGGAGGAGGAAGGAGUGGGCCGUGAAUCGCAGGAGGACGCCUGCAGGGGGAACUCUUUGUCGUCCUCGUCGGUGCGCCCCUACGUUCGCUCCAAGAACCCGCGCCUCCGCUGGACGCCGGAACUCCACCACUGCUUCGUCCGUGCCAUUCAUAGGCUCGGCGGCCAAGAUCGUGCAACUCCGAAGCUCGUUCUUCAGAUGAUGAACGUCAGAGGGCUUAGCAUAGGCCAUGUCAAGAGCCACCUCCAGAUGUAUAGGAGUAAGAAGAUUGAUGACUCAGGCCAGGUCAUAGGUCAUCUCCCCUUGCCCCAUGCCUUCCAUCAUCGCCAGAGUGGUGCGGGCACCAUGUCGUCAAGGUUUGGUGCUGCUGCAUGGCCUCCAUGGAGAAGCUUCCAUGAACCAUACUGGGCCCAUGGUCGCCCCUUCCUUGGAUCGAGGACCUACAACUCUUUAGAAGCUGAAGCCGAGGCGGCUUUCCUUCGGUCCCGAGCUCAACAUGUAGCUCGAGCUGCAUCUAGCAAUCCAGGAUUGAUGAUGCAAUCAGGCUGUGCAUCUCUGAACGAUCAUCAUACCAUGAACCACCAGCAUAAACGACUGCUGCAACCGACAGUGCGCAAUGACGACGAUACCCAUGUUCCUCUUGAUCUUGAUCUCGAUCUCUCGCUCGGUCUCCCCGUGCCGAGGGGGGAGGCGAAGCGGAAGAGAUCGGGCUGCGGCUGGGUGAAAGAAGGCCCUGAUGAGAAUGGAGCCGAUGAAGAACAAGUGGAUGAGAUCAGCACUGCCACUAUGCUAUCUCUGUCCUUGUUCUCUCCUGGGGAUGCUCCUCGGAUGAUGAGUAGUACUAGUGCUAGUGAUCGUGCAGUAAAUGUCAGUGUGGAUAUUAAGAGAGGAGGGAAAGAUGAGCAUGCUACAAGGAGGGCAAGUACUCUUGAUCUCACCAUAUGAUCAGUAUGUAAUGUGGUGAUAUCUCGUGGUACUUUUCCAUACAUCCAUAUAUGUUAUAUUAUGUAGAGCGAACAUAUAUAUACCUAUGUUUUACCAUA